AUUUUUGAUUCUUUCUUGAUUUCAGAACUGCGAGCGGACGACCAGUUUGUAAAGAAGCGAUAUGCUAAAUCACAAUUUUUGCCCCCUAGGACUGAAUUCGAAUCUGAAAAGGAUAGUUGUUUAAAACGUUGUCCAACAAAUGAUAAGGUUAUUCGCAAAAGGGAAGGAUGGAAAGCGAAUGAAAGUCUGAAACGUUUCGAGGAAAAUAUCAUUGAUUUGAUUGAGGCUGAGAUAAUGUCAAGGAAUGUUGACACCGAUUGGGGUGAUGUUGCUGGACUUGAAAAUAUUAAAAAAGCUCUGAAAGAAAUUAUUAUUUUACCAUUUCUUAGACCCGAUAUUUUUACUGGAAUUCGUGCUCCACCAAAAGGAGUUCUUUUAUUUGGGCCUCCAGGAACCGGCAAGACAUUAAUUGGUCGAUGCAUUGCUUCACAGUGCAAAGCAACUUUCUUUAAUAUUGCUGCUUCGUCAAUAACAUCAAAAUGGGUUGGUGAAGGCGAAAAACUCGUGCGUGCACUUUUCGGCAUCGCUCGAGUUUUGCAGCCUUCCAUCAUAUUUAUCGAUGAAAUUGAUUCUUUAUUGGUAAGUCGAAGUGAAGGAGAGCACGAAUCAUCGCGAAGAAUAAAAACGGAAUUUCUUAUUAACUUGGAUGGUUUAGCCACUUCAUCUGAUGAAAAGAUUCUUGUCCUUGGUGCCACCAAUCGACCGUACGAAUUGGAUGAUGCAGCGAAGAGAAGAUUUGCUAAGCGACUUUAUGUUGGACUGCCUUGCCAGAUUGCCCGAUUGCAAAUUAUACAUUCUCUUUUAAACGAUCAGAAGCACAUUAUAAGUGAAGAAGAGAUGCUGCGAAUCGCAAAUAUAACUGAUGGAUAUUCUGGUGCAGACAUGAAGCAACUUUGUGCUGAGGCUGCCUUAGGACCAAUUCGUGAUAUUGUGGAUUCAUCAUCACUCGAUAUUGCAACAAUUCAGAAAGAUGAUGUACGACCAAUUUCUUUUCGUGAUUUUGAUGAAGCAUUGGUGACGGUGCGCCCUACUGUUGCUGAAAAAGAUCUUUUCGCCUACCAAAACUGGAAUCAACAAUUCGGUUCUAUUCAGUAUUAA
This is a messenger RNA of Dracunculus medinensis (Guinea worm), 1098 nucleotides long. The record is from the annotation of a GenBank genome assembly. NCBI's taxonomy places the organism in Eukaryota, Metazoa, Nematoda, Chromadorea, Rhabditida, Dracunculidae.